AUGGUAACAGUUCGUGAAGAAACUCAAGGUGAACAUUUGGGUCCGGUCUUUCUUGAUGCUGUUUUGUCGCAAAAGAAACGGAAAGUUCUUUUGACAACGUUUACAUCCUCUGCCUCCCUCAUCCUAUCAUGGCCAUUUCCUCUCAUUAUUCUCUGCUUCCAGACCAAUCAGCGUCUCAUUUUCGAUCCUCGUAUCUAUGCGGCUCUUACGAUUGCAUAUCUUCUUUCUGGCUGCCUUAAGCGUCUUCUUUUGAAACGCUUUGUUUCGCCGAGUUUUUUCAAUGCGAUCACUCCAGCUAUUUUGGGGCUAAUUGGCAAUGGAGUUUUUAUGACGGCAUUAUAUAAAAGUGAUAGUUGGAACUGGGUCUCUGUCUUUUUUAUGUUUGCCAGUCGACUGAUUUUUGGUUGGUCCACUUACUCAGCAGAGGACUACAAUCGACGAGCAAGAAAUGAAGCCAAGUCAAAAAGAGAAGGUGAGAAAAUCAGAGAGCGUGUAGGGGACAUGGUGCCUGAUCUGCAGGAUGCAGCUUUUCAUAUUGGCGUUCUUGUUGCUCUGGUGAUUUGCUUUAUCCUUGAAGUUUGUUUACGAUAUAUGGGUUCGCAACUUGCCGAAUUCUACUCCAUGUUGAUCUUGUCAUCGUUCUCUGUAGUCUUGUCAUUUAUUUCUGUCCCAAGUCUCCAUGCUGCUGUAAAUAAACUGGUAAAGUUGCGAACACAUCAAGAUGAUGAUGGCCACCCGGAAAUCGGGUCGCAAGCUCAACCAAACCGCUCAGGUGGCAGCACAGGUGGGAGGCCCUGUCCACAUGCCGGUAACGAUAGUCGUAAUGUGGAAGUACGAAGACGUGUGAUUUCCUGGUCACUGACGGUUCGUGAAAACUAUUUAAUUAGCACCAUCUUUUCUUCUUUCCGUCGCCAUCAUCCGCCAGGUCAGCUUGCCAUGACCCUUUUCUCCGCACUUCUCACAAGCGCUACGAUCCUAUUUGACUAUCUGCUUCUCCCCUAUUCCAUUAUUUACCUCAAAAGAGCCCUCUUCUCAUUAACACUCGAUUAUUUUCCUUUCCCUGACCUUAUUUUCGUCUAUGCCACUCUCUUCAUCUCAGAAUUGGUCUCUCGAACUCUAAUCCUCAAAUAUUCCUCGUUUGCACGACGAACAAUUCGUUUAGCAGACUCAAGUCUAAUUGGUGUGCUAAUCGCGAUUUCCUCGAUCUUCAUUUUUGUGCCUGUGGUACUCUACCUAGUUUUUAUGGUGGACAUCGGGACAGCGAAUAGCGUCUGUGGUGUUUAUCUCUUCGGGCUUUGCGUGGUGGAAGGCUUACUCAAAGCAGCUCAUUCUCUAUUCGGGGGCAUACUCUUCACAAAAUACUGUGAUGAGCUGUCAAUUGUACCCCGAAGUGUAGCAGAAACAGGCGAGCAGUUGUUGGGUGUCGCGAGAUGCUUUUUCUCAACCCUGGUGUUCACCAUUGGAGGCAUUGUCCUGUACUACGAGCGCUUCGCGGCAACCAUGGUUAUGGUUUCCGUUGUGCAGUGCUUGGCACUCUCUGUCGCUAUUUUCGGAUUCGCUGAAGUUUUUACUUGUGAAAAAGCCCUUCGGGUCCGCAUUGAACUCCCAGAUUAG
Messenger RNA from Mesocestoides corti, 1614 nucleotides. The record is from the annotation of a GenBank genome assembly. Lineage: Eukaryota; Metazoa; Platyhelminthes; Cestoda; Cyclophyllidea; Mesocestoididae.